AUGGCCGCCUCCACCCUGUCCGUCCGCUCCAGCGGCAUGAGCUACGGCAGCCGCGUCUGCCUGCCCGGUUCCAGUGACUCUUGCACCGACGCCCCCUGGCAGGUGGACGACUGUCCAGAGAGCUGCUGUGAGCCCUCCUGCUGCGCCCCCAGCUGCUGCCCCUCCACCUGCUGCGCCCCCAGCUGCUGCCAGCCCUCCUGCUGUGUCCCCAGCUGCUGCGCACCAGCCUCCUGCCAGACCCUGGUCUGCACCCCAGUGGCCUGUGGGCCCAGCCCCUGCCAGUCAGCCUGCGCCAGCUCCUGCCUGCCCUCCUGCUGCCAGCCCUCCUGCUGCACCUCCUCCCCCUGCCAGCAGGCCUGCUGUGUGCCCGCUUGCUGCACGCCCAUCUGCUGCAGGCCCGUGUGCUGCACGCCCGUCUGCUGCAGGCCCGCGUGCUGUGUGCCCGUCUGCUCUGGGGCCGCCUCCUCGUGCUGCCAGCCCACCCCCUGCCCCUCGGCCUGCUGCAGGCCCUCCUCCUGCGUGUCCCUCAUCUGCCGCCCCGUGUGCAGACCCGCCUGCUGCGUGCCCGUCUCCUCCUGCUGUGGCCCCUCCUGCUGCCAGCCCAGCUGCUGCCGCCCGGCCUCCUGCGUGUCCCUCAUCUGCCGCCCCACCUGCUCCCGCCCGGCCUGCUGCGUCCCAGCCUCGGCCCAGACAUCCUGCUGCUGA
Messenger RNA from Pteronotus mesoamericanus, 705 nucleotides. RefSeq names its product keratin-associated protein 10-12-like. The record is from RefSeq and is a predicted model, not a curated record. The transcript is spliced from 2 exons. Bases 1 to 705 code for a protein of 234 amino acids. NCBI's taxonomy places the organism in Eukaryota, Metazoa, Chordata, Mammalia, Chiroptera, Mormoopidae. Gene Ontology annotation, cellular component: keratin filament.